This is a messenger RNA of Histoplasma capsulatum G186AR, 453 nucleotides long. RefSeq lists its product as uncharacterized. The record is from RefSeq and is a predicted model, not a curated record. The coding region runs from base 1 to 453 and encodes 150 amino acids. Lineage: Eukaryota; Fungi; Ascomycota; Eurotiomycetes; Onygenales; Ajellomycetaceae. The transcript has 4 exons.
AUGAGCUUGCACCCAAGGAAUCUUGGGCGAAGUAUGCUGCUUCGUACCACGCCGGUACGAUGCUGGAGCGGUGUCUAUGCGCUUGAGAGGGCUAUUUAUUUAAUAUGUGCCGGAGGAAUAUUUCUCGGAAAAAGUCGAGGCACGCAUGUGGAGAGAAGGGAAAAUCAUCGGAGAGAAACCAUAGGUUCCACCCCUGACAUAAGAGGUACCAGAAAAUUGUAUUUGGUGUAUAUCAUCAUUGGCAAAAAGGAACAUCGGGGGGGGGGGGGGGGAUUUAACAAGAUGCAACGUACCAAUUCAAGAAUUCAAGCCAAUUUGUUAGCUGGUAGCUUCCUGAUUUUCAGUGUUAAUGAUAAUGGCGAGCACGUUUUUGCGCCCUGGAUGGCGGAAUAUGGGGCGGGGUUGAUUUCAACACGGACGAUCCAACAUCUGCAUAAGUUGCAAAGAGAGUGA